Molecule: messenger RNA, 3109 nt
Organism: Microtus oregoni (creeping vole)
Lineage: Eukaryota; Metazoa; Chordata; Mammalia; Rodentia; Cricetidae
Gene: Syngr1
Product: synaptogyrin 1
Exons: 4
Coding region: 68-772 (234 amino acids)
Cellular component (GO): neuromuscular junction; synaptic vesicle membrane
Source: RefSeq, a predicted model, not a curated record
GGGCGCCGCGCACGCGCACGGGUUGGCGGCGUGCGCCGAGCGGGGGGCGCCGCGCGGUGCAGCCACGAUGGAAGGGGGUGCGUACGGAGCGGGCAAAGCCGGGGGCGCCUUCGACCCUUACACCCUGGUGCGGCAGCCACACACCAUCCUGCGUGUCGUGUCUUGGGUUUUCUCCAUUGUGGUCUUUGGCUCCAUCGUGAAUGAGGGCUACCUCAACAGCUCAGAGGAGGAGGAGGAGUUCUGCAUCUACAACCGGAACCCCAAUGCCUGCAGCUACGGCGUGACCGUGGGCGUGCUGGCGUUCCUCACCUGCCUGCUCUACCUGGCUCUGGACGUGUACUUCCCACAGAUCAGCAGUGUCAAGGAUCGCAAGAAGGCUGUGCUGUCCGACAUCGGUGUCUCGGCCUUCUGGGCCUUCUUCUGGUUCGUGGGUUUCUGCUUCCUGGCCAACCAGUGGCAAGUCUCCAAGGUCCAGGACAACCCUCUGAACGAAGGGACAGAUGCCGCCCGGGCCGCCAUCGCCUUCUCUUUCUUCUCCAUUUUCACUUGGGCGGGCCAGGCUGUGCUGGCCUUCCAGCGGUACCAGAUUGGCGCCGACUCGGCCCUCUUCUCCCAGGACUACAUGGAUCCCAGCCAGGACUCCAGCAUGCCUUAUGCACCCUACGUGGAGCCCAGCGCUGGGCCGGACCCUGCUGGCAUGGGUGGCACCUACCAGCAUCCAGCCAACGCCUUCGAUGCUGAGCCCCAGGGUUACCAGUCACAGGGCUACUGAGCCCCCAUGAUGGUGGUGACAGUGACCGCCUACCCUGCCCCUGCCCUUUCAUCCUAGCUCCCCUUUCAAACAUCCUGCUCCCUCCCAGGUGACCCUGCCUAGCACCUGUUAAGCCUCCAGGUGAUUCCACUGAGGCCCAGUGCAGCUGGGGUGGGUCGGUGGGGGGGAGCCAGGUGGGGUGUGUCUACAUGUGUGUGCAAGUGUGUGCCCAGCAGGGGUCUAGAGGGUGGGGCCCAGGGGUUACAGUCAUUCAUUGUGUCCUUGAGCAUUUGCUGAGCACCUACUGUAUGCCAGGCCUUACUCAGCUGGGGAGUGAGGGAUGGGGGACAGUGGGCUGAGGAAGCCCUGAUCUGGGUGCAGGAAAGGCAGGACAGACAGAUAUGGGCAAGUUUGGCUACAGGGGCUCAGUCACAAGGUGAGUGUGGUCAAUCACAGGAUGGGGACCAUCAUCCCCAGAGUCCUUGGUAUGGAACAGUCGGUCCUCCUGGAAUUGCCAGGGACAUCUGCAUUUUAUAGUCGAGGGAACCAAGGUCUGAGAGGUCAGAAUACUUUGUCCAAGGUCAUUCAAGGAGCUGAGAACAGGCCACCUCAAGGUAGGCUAGAUGCGGAGCUCCUGCCAGCCUUUCUUUCUAUUCCUGCACCUAGGCUUUGCCUCUCAGUGUUACUCUAAUUCGGGGGGUGGGGGGAUGCUUCAGGACCUGAGUCCAGCAAGACACACGAUCUGCUGCAAACCAAGGGCCUCUUCUGCCUCAGUUACUUUCCCCCAUUCAGGUUCUCUCCUCAGUCCUGGCCUUCUAGAGGGCUCCCCAAACCCGCCUCUGUCCCCUUGUGUUGCUCCAUGCUCAACAUGCCCCACAGGGAACUUCUUUGGGGUCUGCCAGCAACCUCCUUUGCAGUCUCCCAAAGGAGUGGUGGCCAUCUCUGCCUCUUGGGCUUGCUGUGCACAUGACUGGGUAGACAGGAGGCUGCGGGGAGUGGAGACCUGCCCGGAGGUCCCUGUGCUAGUGGUAGAGCUGGCCUUGACUCCACCCAUCCAGCAGGUGACUCCACCCUGGUCACCACCUGGGACACUGUCCUCUCUCUGCUUGUCUGGGUCAGCCAGGGUUCAGGACAGGAGCUUUCAAUGACAGGUUCAGUUUGAGUGCCAUAGCUCAGGUCCCACUGCCCCAGAUGACUUGUAAGUGAGACACGAGAGAAUAGACUCAGGGAGAUCUCGGGCCACAGGAAAGAAAAUAGCAGGUUAUCUCAGAGACUAGAGAUGGGAGAGUGGGUGGGGCCUAUAGAGACAGCAAGGCCACAUUCUCACAGGAGGUGCUUCCCUCUGUGUGACAGAGGGAGCCCAGAGGGAGGGUUGUCUAUGCCAUCGUCCUGUGUACCUGGCAUACACCAGCUGGUUCUUUGUGAAGCAGGGCAAUGGGCUGCGGGUCAAUUUCAGCAAGGGUGUCCUCAGCAUCUCACCCCGUGCCCUACAGGACUCUGACAGGCAUGUUUUCUCUUCUGGUACCCAUGUUGGUGAGGUGUCACCAAGGAUGUCUGUGGCGCCUGUCCGCUAAGAGCCUAUGAACUCCUACAUAGAGGUAUAGGGCCGUUACCGUAGGAGACCUGGCAUGAGUGCAGGCCUCAGGAAGACAGCAAGGGAGGGGCCACACGCUUCAGAGGCACAGAAGGAGCACCACUGCCCCCUCCUGAGCAGAAGGGGAAAUUGAGUCUCUGUGAGUAUAGAGAGUUAGCAUUGGAGAUUGGAUCCUAAUGGGGUCUCCAAGUUCCGUAGGGGGCUCCGGUGUUGGGAGAGGACCCCAGGCAGCUGAGUGACAGCUGGCUGUUGCUAACUUCCAUUUUCCACACCUGGGAAGGGGCUCCGUGUACAGCCCCAUGCCCCAACCAGGUGGGUCAAGCAGGGACAGCUUGGGUGACUUAACUGGUUUCAGACCAGAGGGGAGACAAUGGCCACAGAAUGUUUCUGUGCCACCAAGAGGCUAUGAGAAGUCCUGGCUUUUGCAACUCAUGCUGGUGAAUGCUAGAGAUCUGAGGAUGGCCCAUCGGUGUCUCCCUAGGCAGCAACAGGCCACUGGUGAUGUCAAGCAGAGGGCAGAGUGCUGGUUAAACUCUGCCCAGCCUGGGGUGUUUAUCAUCGACCUUAGACCUCAGGCUGUGGAAGUUUACAGGACCAGGAGCUGGGCUGCUAGGACCUCAGCAGGCAACCCCCUCCUUUUCCAGAUGCAUGCCACCAUCAUGGUAGCGAUGUCAGACAGCGGACAAGAAACCUAGGAGGAUUUGAGUCAGACCCAGGCUUCUGACUUAGUGAUUUGGGAGGGAUCACAGGCCCACACCUCCUUG